This is a messenger RNA of Hermetia illucens (black soldier fly), 998 nucleotides long. Its product is annotated as lysophospholipase-like protein 1. The transcript has 3 exons. Gene Ontology annotation, biological process: protein depalmitoylation. The record is from RefSeq and is a predicted model, not a curated record. Gene Ontology annotation, molecular function: carboxylic ester hydrolase activity; palmitoyl-(protein) hydrolase activity. Gene Ontology annotation, cellular component: cytoplasm. Lineage: Eukaryota; Metazoa; Arthropoda; Insecta; Diptera; Stratiomyidae. The coding region runs from base 181 to 912 and encodes 243 amino acids.
CGUCUCAUUGGUGUCAGCUGAGAGUUAGGAACCAUAUGUUUGUGGAAGGUGUAUGCAAAUAACGUUAUCGUCUUAUAUUUAGACAGUCCAGAGAGCUGAGACUCAGAACUGUCAACCUCAAGAUGAUAAGAACCUAAAAUUGAGAGUCAUAUGAAUCGGUCUGUUGAAAUCCCCUUUUAAAUGAUAUCCGCCGGAAUGAAGCUAAUCAUGAAAACAAUCGCUCCUGUGGGAAGGAAGCAUACAGCAACCGUGAUAUUCUUCCAUGGCUCAGGUGACACUGGACACAAUUUAGUCGAAUGGGUUAGGUUCCUUCUCAGGAAGGACAUGGAGUUUUCACAUAUAAAAGUGAUGUACCCGACAGCCCCUGUGCAACGCUAUACACCUUUGGACGGCGAGCUGUCCAAUGUAUGGUUUGACAGAGCCUCAAUAUCCAUAGAUGCUAAAGAAAGUCGACAAUCCCUAGAGUCUAUUUACGAGACUGCCAACGAGCUUAUCAAAAAUGAAAUUGACGAGGGUAUCCCUGCGAGCAGAAUAGUUGUCGGUGGAUUUUCAAUGGGCGGCGCGUUGGCUAUGCAUAUCGGCUAUCAUGUGAAUACAGAAAUUGCUGGCGUUUUUGCCUGCUCUUCAUUUUUGAACAGAGGAAGUAUUGUGUACGACUCCCUGGCAAAUAGGAAAAGUCCAAACAGUCCCUUACCUGAGUUGCUCAUGUUUCAUGGUGACCGCGAUUCUUUAGUACCUGCGGAAUGGGGCGAGGAGACGUUUAAUGAGCUGAAAAAGUUAGGGGUGAAUGGAGAUUUUCAUUUGUUAAAAAAUGCAAUGCAUGAGCUGAAGGCGAAACAGAUGAUGCAAUUGCAGGAGUGGAUUAAUAGGAUUUUACCAGAGUAUUCAAGUGGGGUAGAAAACAAGCUGUGAAUAUUAUACUGCGAGUUAACAUCAUACUCUGAAAACUUUGAGAACUUUGUAUUUAGGAAAUAAACAUUUUUUUAAGCAAAUGGAAA